Pristis pectinata (smalltooth sawfish) is the source of this 3450-nucleotide messenger RNA. RefSeq names its product oligophrenin 1 (gene ophn1). Gene Ontology annotation, biological process: signal transduction. Gene Ontology annotation, cellular component: cytoplasm. Gene Ontology annotation, molecular function: GTPase activator activity; protein binding. The record is from RefSeq and is a predicted model, not a curated record. NCBI's taxonomy places the organism in Eukaryota, Metazoa, Chordata, Chondrichthyes, Rhinopristiformes, Pristidae.
AGGGUAAUGCUGCGGCUGAGACAGUCACUGACCAACUCCUGACGCUUGAGAUAAGGAAGGAACUGGUGGAGAGGUAGUGAUAAGGCUGGGACACCCGGCUGCAUCGGGAGUGCUGGCGUCCAGAGCAAGGGGAACGUGGUGGGAAGGGGGAAAAAAGAUACAUCUGGCAACAUUUUGUAACCAAUCCAUUGUUGCAUUGAUGGUUACAGCUGAUUCCCGGGUCACCCAGUGACAGAAGCAGGGGCGAGCUGAGUUGGGGUUGAAGGGGCAGGACACGGCGUCAGAACCGUGGGCAGGACGAGGAGAAAACGACUGCAAACAGUGAAAGGUUGGAGACGUGGGGAGAAACAGUGCGUUAGCACCGCCAAUCCAUCAUGGGGCACCCGCCGCUAGAAUUCAGCGACUGCUCCCUCGACAGCCCGGAUUUCAGGGAGCGCCUGAAAUCUUACGAGCAGGAGCUGGAGAGGACGAAUAAAUUCAUCAAGGAAGUAAUCAAAGACGGGAACUCGCUCAUCAAUGCCAUCAGAAAUUACUCCUCGGCUGUGUCAAAGUUUUCACAGAGCCUGCAUGCAUUUCAGUUUGAGUUCAUUGGAGAUACAUUGACAGAUGAUGAGAUUAACAUUGCUGAAUCCUUCAAGGAGUUUGGGCUGCUGCAGGAGGUGGAGGAAGAAAGGGUAAUGAUGAUUCAGAAUUCCAGCAAUUUCCUAAUUAAACCUUUGGAGAUCUUUAAAAGAGACCAUAUUGGAGUUGCAAAGGAGAAAAAGAAAAAGUUUGAAAAAGAAAGUGAGAAGUUCUACUCUGUGCUUGAUCGACAUCUUAGUCUCUCUUCCAAGAAGAAGGAAUCCCAGCUCCAGGAGGCUGAUAUUCUGGUUGAUAAAGAGAGGCAGAACUUCUAUGAGGCAUCUUUAGAGUACGUUUACAAAAUUCAAGAGGUUCAUGAGAGAAAGAAGUUUGAGGUGGUGGAGCCAGUAUUGGCAUUUCUACACAGUCUACUCACUUUCCAACAUUUGACCUUUGAACUGACUCAGGAUUUCUUGCCCUAUAAGCAACAGCUUCAGCUAAGUCUACAGCACACGAGGAAUCACUUCAUGGGCACUCGAGAAGAGAUGGAGGAUCUUAUGAAAAGAAUGAAAGAAGCUCCACAAACCUGCAAGUUACCAGGACAACCUACCAUUGAAGGCUACCUCUUCUUUCAGGAGAAACGGGCUCUUGGAUUUUCCUGGGUGAAAUACUAUUGCAAGUAUGUGAAAGAUACCAAAACUCUAACCAUGAUAUCCUGUGAUCCAAAGCCUGGGGUUAAGCAAGAAUUUAAACUGAAGUCCUGCAUUCGGAGGAAAACUGAAUCCAUUGACAAGCGAUUCUGCUUUGAUAUCGAGUUGCUUGAAAGGCAAGGCCCUGUCACACUGCAAGCACUAUCUGAAGCCAACAGAAGGUUAUGGAUUGAAGCAAUGGAUGGCAAAGAGCCGAUCUAUAUCACUCCAAAUGCAAAACCAGAGCAAAUGCAAUUGAGUGAGCUUGGCUUGAAAUUCGUGAGGAGAUGCAUUAAUGCUGUGGAAUCCAAAGGGAUCACUACAGAGGGUGUUUACAGAACUGUUGGCAGCAGCUUCCAAGUACAGAAACUACUAACUCAAUAUUUUGAUCCCAACCAUCCUGGUGAUGUUGACCUGCAGAACGUCGAGUGGGACAUGAAGACAAUCACCAGCGCACUGAAGCACUACCUCAGGAAUCUUGAAGAGCCAGUGAUGACUUACAAGCUGCAUAAAGAACUCCUCUCUGCAUCCAAGUCAGACAACUUGGAUUAUCGGCUGGGUGCUAUUCACUCCUUGGUGUACAAGCUACCUGAGAAAAAUCGGGAAAUACUUGAACUUAUAAUUAAACAUCUAGUGAAUGUUUGUAGCCAUAGUAAGGAGAACUUGAUGACUGCCUCCAACAUGGGGGUGAUAUUUGGGCCAACAUUAAUGCGACCACAAGAAGACACUGUUGCUGCCAUGAUGAACAUCAAGUUUCAGAACAUCGUUGUGGAAAUCCUGAUUGAGCAUUAUGAAAAGAUAUUCCAGUCCCCACCAGAGGAAAAUGCUGCUCCUCCGAUACCCCCACCUAGAGCUGCUCCACGGAAACGCCAGCCAAUCACAAUCUCCAAACGCCCCGCCCGUCAUCGGCCCAAUCUCAACACUUCAGUGGAUGUGGAAGAUGGUGCAGGGAACACAAACCAAAAUGCCAAUGGCGGCAAUGAUUUGGAAGCGAGUAUUCUGGGUACCCCACCAAGCCCCGUCCCACUGCAACGAACAACCAAGUCAACCAUGGGUAAUCUGCGAGUGGCAGAAAUGGAGCCUCCUGGUCGGCAAGCUGCUGGCCACCAGAACUCAGACGUGGACGUGGGAAAACUUGCACCAAAACUGAAAGAAGGAGGUCUGAAGUCGGCCCCAAAGUCUGUAAAUGGGGCGCCUUUGCAAGACCAGAGCUCUGGCAGUGUCUCUCGAAAGUCAUCCUUUCAAUCAAAGACACUUUCUUCCAAAAUGUUUUACACUGAAGAUGGUGACUAUAGUAAUGUUAUCGUACCUCGAGCCCACCAGGAGAAGAGCUCGUCAGGCCUGCAGCGCCCUCCCAUGAGACCACCAGAUCCUCCUUGCCGGGACAAGGUCCCUCCACCGCUGAAAGUAGAGCCAUCCAGCAGCACGGAAGACACUCCACCUUCAGUGGUUGCUUCCAGAGCCAAGUUUUUUGAAAAGGCUGCUAGAGUAUCGGGCAGUGCAAAUGCUUCUCCACCACUGUCUCCUCCUGUGGCCCGCAACAUUACUGCGAAAGAUGAGACUUCAUGAAAGAAAAGCCUGGCUGAUUUCAGGGAAGCUGCUGCAUCAGAACUGGAACAAUUAUUUCUGUGAACUGCCUUGUACUUAUCAAGAUCUCAUCUGGAACACCAAAGAUCCUCCAGAUUAUCCAAAUGGAUUCUAACCAGGAAUUGUUCCAUCCCACCAACAUCUGAGGAAACGUAAUUGUUGACUGCUUUGAGUAGUAGUGUCCUUGAGCUAAAUGUUGAAUUUCUCUCAUCAAUGCAUUCUAAUGCAACAUUUUAUAACUGAUCUGCCUUUACUCGAAUAACAAUUCCUGUUUGUGUGAGGUCAGCUGAGUAUUUUAUCAAGAAAUGUUAAAGUACUACUGGUAAUUCAUACAAACUUCAUUAAGUGUGCAAUGUAUUUUACAUAAAAAAAAUAUCCCACAAAAUGUGGGGUCUAGCUUUAGGAUGAUCUUGCUUGACCAUCAGUUCAAAUGGAGUAAUUAUAAGAAAAGGUGGCUGGACCAUGCAUUUAAAAAAUGCAUAAAUUGUGAUUUUGUGAAGAACUGCUUGCCUUGAUAUGUUAUCAGUAAAAGUAAUUUUUACAUGCAGGGUAGGUAGUGAGAAGUUCUUCAAAUGGAAUCCAGUUGCUAUUGUUCAGAGUACGUCAAGCAGUG